Rosa chinensis is the source of this 1105-nucleotide messenger RNA. Its product is annotated as UPF0307 protein PMI3641. NCBI's taxonomy places the organism in Eukaryota, Viridiplantae, Streptophyta, Magnoliopsida, Rosales, Rosaceae. The coding region runs from base 56 to 1021 and encodes 321 amino acids. The record is from RefSeq and is a predicted model, not a curated record. The transcript is spliced from 6 exons.
AAAAAAAAAAACAGAUAGAGGAAACAGAGGGGUGACUAGAGAGAGAUAUACUGGGAUGGCUCAACUGGGAAGACUGCUGGUAAGGCAAUGCCCCGCGUUGCAGCACCGCUGCUGCUCCUGCGUCACACUCAAUCAUCUCUUCUUCUCAACCUCACUUCCACUAAGCACAAACCCUAAUUCCCGCCGCUCUUCUUCCCCGGUAAUCUACUUAGCUACUCGCGGCGUCCAUAAACUAGUCCGCGGACUCCGACCGCGCGACGCUCCUCCGGCGCCGUCCGAUCUCGACCGUAACAGCAGCGGUUCCGAUUCGGAGUCGUCGAUUACAUAUAAGAGCCGCAACGCCUUGAAACGCGACGCUCGGCGAGCCGUCCGGUGGGCUAUGGACCUCGCGUCCUUCUCCACACCUCAGCUCAAAUUGAUUAUCAGAGUGGCUUCUCUGGACCAAGACGUAUUGGAUGCUGUUAUGUUAGUGAAGAGAUUUGGGAAUGAUGUGCGAGAAGGAAAGCGAAGGCAGUUCAAUUAUAUUGCAAAAUUGCUACGAGAUGCGGACCCUGAGUUGAUGGAUGCUUUGAUUCGCGCUACAAAAGACUGCGACCAAAAGAAGUUGCAAGAUUUAUGUGGUUCGGAGGUGUUGAGCAUUGACGAUGAGGAAGAAGAAGAAGAAGAAGCUGAAGAAUCUGAUAACGAGGAAGAAGAGGGUUCUCACAUUGAUGUAGCAACCAGAUGGGUUGAGGGUAUGAUCAAUAAGGACACUAAUAUCACCAAUGAAGUUUAUUCAAUUUCAAAUGUUGAGUUUGACCGUCAGGAAGCAUUGCAUUCUGUAUCUUGGCUGUUUGCUAAUGUCAGCCUCACAUUACAGGAAUUGCGGAAACUGAUCCGGAAAGUACAUUCAGCUUUGGAACGCUCAAGCAAUUCUGAGGAAAAUAAGGAAAAGAUUGAUGAAGCGGUAGUGGGUGCCAAAAAAUCACUCACCAGGUUCCUACGUGCCCUUGCUAAAAGUAGCCUAAUGAUUACUCUAUAAUGUAUAAAUUUGUAUCAUUAUUUUCUAGUCAAUACAUUAUAAUCUUGAAUAAUUUGAAGCAUGCAUUUGUUUUUCCUGAGUUCA